AUGGUAGCCACUGAGGAUGACCUUGCCAACGCACUGCACAAACAGCCCUGGUCUGGCCAGGACGACAUUCCCCUACACAGCAAGUCUACCCUGGUGAAACUCAUUGCCCAGGGCCUCAUGAAGUACAAUGUAGAGAGCCGAAUCCAGAACCUUCGCCUCCUGGACAGUCUGAAAGCCUUGGGCCAGAUGGCCCCAGGAGUGGUGGGCUGGCUGAUUGGCAACCUGAAACUCCAGCAGCAGCAAGACAGCAGCUCCAACAUCACCAACGUUCACCUGGACUAUGGCAGGAUCCAGAUGUGUCUCCAAGAGGAGUGGUUCUCAACAAACAUCUUGCACGAAUUUGACAUUGAACUGAGACUGCCCUUCGAUAAUGAGAUCACAAAGAUGCACGUAUGCAUGACACUCAUCGUGGAAUUCUGGCUGGACAAAGAUGAGUUCGGCCGAAGGGAUCUGGUAAUAGGCAAAUGCUCCGUGGAGCCCAGCAGCAUCCACACAGCGAUCCUCACUGUUGACAUCCCACCAAAGACAAAACAUCUUCUCCACAAUCUUAGAGAAAGUCUGGAAAAAGUCAUCCCACACCUCAUAGAAAGUCAAGUGUGUCCUCUGAUCAGUGAAAUCCUCGGGCAGCUGGAUGUGAAACUGUUGAAGAGCCUCAUGGGCUGCUGCUCGAGACUGUGACCAGCUGUGAG
Molecule: messenger RNA, 689 nt
Organism: Condylura cristata (star-nosed mole)
Lineage: Eukaryota; Metazoa; Chordata; Mammalia; Eulipotyphla; Talpidae
Gene: BPIFA3
Product: BPI fold containing family A, member 3
Exons: 8
Coding region: 1-678 (225 amino acids)
Molecular function (GO): lipid binding
Source: RefSeq, a predicted model, not a curated record